AUGGCGGACGGAAGGAAUCCUCCAGUUUUAUGGGCUCAGAGAAAAGACAAAUUGUUUAUCACUAUCCGAGUAGAGGAUUGCUAUGACCCAAACAUAGAUCUUCAAGAAUCUAAGCUGAUCUUUAAGGGCACAGGUGGUGCAGAAAAAAAUUUAUAUGAAGUAACAAUUCCUUUCUGCGAAGCUGUCAUUCCACAGGAGACAAAAAAAUCCCUUGGUGCCAGAGAACUUUAUUUCGUGAUAAAGAAAAAGGAAGAAGCAUGGUGGCCAAGAUUGUUAAAAGAAAAAGUCAAGACGCAUUGGUUGAAAACAGAUUUCAGUAAAUGGAAAGAUGAAGAUGAUUCUGAUCCUGAUGAUGGUGCUGACGACUUCAGCCUUAAUGAAAUGAUGAAUAAAAUGGGUGGAGUUGGAGAGGACGCUGAUGAGAAUGAGGAAGACAGUGAUGAUGAAAGUCUUCCUGACUUAGAAGACUAA
This is a messenger RNA of Acanthosepion pharaonis, 471 nucleotides long. The record is from the annotation of a GenBank genome assembly. NCBI's taxonomy places the organism in Eukaryota, Metazoa, Mollusca, Cephalopoda, Sepiida, Sepiidae.